CGGCAUACUUCAAAUUUUAAAUAGAAGAAGCACUGUCAACGUGAAAACGUCGUCUUCACCGGUGAAGGAGUAAAAAUGACUGCAUUUGAAGAAAUGGGUGUUAUGCCUGAACUUGGACAGGCAGUGGAAGAAAUGGAUUGGAGUUUGCCAACCGAUGUACAGGCAGAGGCAAUUCCAAUGAUUCUGGGAGGUGGAGAUGUUUUAAUGGCUGCUGAAACUGGAAGUGGAAAAACAGGGGCAUUUUGUUUGCCGAUUAUUCAAAUCGUUUAUGAGACAUUGAGAGAUCAACAAGAAGGAAAAGGGAGCAAGCUGUCCUCUCACCAUUCAGGAUCUACUCAUAGUGCACAUUGGAAGAUGAGUCCAUACGACAGAGGUGAUGCCAUGGCAAUAGACCCAGAGGGACUGUUAUGUCAGGCUAGGGAUGCCCAGGGCUGGCACGGGACCAGGACCAACAAGGCAGUGGUGGGCGGAGGAAAGUACUACUAUGAGGCCACAGUUACAGAUGAGGGUCUGUGUCGUGUUGGCUGGUCCACAGAUAAAGCAACGCUAGAGUUAGGGAUAGACAAGUUUGGGUUUGGCUUUGGAGGCACAGGGAAGAAGUCCUGGGGCAAACAGUUUGACAGCUAUGGAGAGGCUUAUGGAAUUAAUGACACCAUAGGCUGUUACCUUGAUUUGGAUAAAAUGGAAAUUAAAUGGUCCAAAAAUGGAGUGGAUUUUGGAAAAGCUUAUGAUAUCCAAGCACAUCUUAAAAAUGAAAGAUUUUAUGCUGCAGUGACACUCAAGAAUGCUGAAAUGAAAUUUAACUUUGGAAACACGCCAUUUAAAUAUCCUCCACAAGGUGGAUUUAAAGCUCUGUCUAAUGCCCCAUCAGAGAAUGUUGUACAAUCUAGAAUUGUGGCUUCAGGAGCUGUGAAUGCGAAGCCUGCCCCAAAUGCCCCUCAAGCCAUCAUAAUAGAACCUUCAAGAGAACUGGCAGAACAGACAUUUAACCAAAUCCAGAAAUUUAAGUUGCAUCUUAGUAAUCCAACUAUAAGAGAGCUGCUUAUAAUUGGUGGAGUGAAUAUCAGAGACCAAGUGGAAGUACUAGAAACUGGAGUGGAUGUAGUGGUGGGCACCCCUGGUCGUCUGGAAGAUCUGAUCUCCACCGGAAGGCUUGCCCUGCAUCAGUGCCGCUUCUUUGUACUGGAUGAAGCCGAUGGAUUGCUGUCUGCUGGAUAUGGGGACAUGAUCAACAGACUUCAUCAACAGAUCCCUAAGGUCACCAACGACGGCAAACGCCUGCAGAUGAUUGUCUGCUCAGCUACGCUUCACUCCUUUGAUGUCAAGAAAAUGGCUGAGAGGUUAAUGUAUUUCCCCACUUGGAUUGACCUGAAGGGACAGGAUGCUGUGCCAGAAACAGUUCACCAUGUGGUGUGUGAUGUUGACCCAGAAGUAGAUACAAGGUGGAAAUCACUCAAGAACCAUGUAGAGACUGAUGGAGUACACUACAAUGACAAGGUGUCACCCAACAACUUGUCAAGAGAGACCAUGUCAGAAGCAGUGAAAAUCUUGAAAGGAGAGUAUGUGAUCCGGGCUUUGGAAGAACACAAGAUGGACAAGGCCCUCAUCUUCUGUAGAACCAAGCUGGACUGUGACAACUUGGAGAAAUACUUACAGCAGAGAGGAGGAGGCAAAUAUUCCUGUGUUUGUUUGCAUGGAGACAGAAAACCACAAGAAAGAAAGGCAAACCUUCAAAAGUUUAAGGAUAAUAAAGUCCGCUAUAUGAUUUGUACAGACGUUGCUGCCCGAGGAAUCGACAUCAAUGGUUUGCCUUAUGUCAUAAAUGUGACGCUUCCUGACGAAAAACAGAACUACAUCCAUCGGAUUGGCAGAGUCGGAAGAGCUGAACGGAUGGGUUUAGCUAUAUCUUUGGUUGCUACAGUAAAGGAAAAGGUAUGGUACCAUUCAAAUUGCAACACCAAGGGACGGGGCUGCUACAACACAAAUCUGACUGACCAUGGUGGCUGCUGUAUUUGGUACGAUGAACCAAAGCUACUCUCAGACGUACAGGAACAUUUAGAUAUUACCAUCGACAAGGUCGAUCCCAGCAUGAAGGUCCCGGUUAAUGAGUUUGACGGCAAAGUCACGUAUGGACAGAAGCGCAGAAAUACAGGUGGAUCCUAUCAAGGACAUGUGGCUUCUCUGGCACCUGCAGUGAAAGAAUUGGCCGAACUGGAGAAGAGAGCUCAGACUUCGUUUAUUGAUCUGAAGUACAAAAAGUUUGCCCAGCGUUAGCUUUUUGUUUUCAUGACAUUUUAUUGCUAGAACUUUGACAUUUACUGCAGUCUUUGAUAAAAAAUCAAUACGAAAAAAAUUUCAGGCCAUUUGUAUUCCCCAAAAUGCUUAUGCUUUGUAUAUUACACGUUUUCCGAAGAGAGGUCAAUAAAAUAGUUCUGCCAUCCA
Magallana angulata is the source of this 2442-nucleotide messenger RNA. RefSeq names its product ATP-dependent RNA helicase DDX1-like. The record is from RefSeq and is a predicted model, not a curated record. The transcript is spliced from 28 exons. Gene Ontology annotation, molecular function: RNA helicase activity; protein binding; nucleic acid binding. NCBI's taxonomy places the organism in Eukaryota, Metazoa, Mollusca, Bivalvia, Ostreida, Ostreidae. Bases 76 to 2274 code for a protein of 732 amino acids.